This is a messenger RNA of Drosophila sulfurigaster albostrigata, 1667 nucleotides long. RefSeq lists its product as uncharacterized. The transcript is spliced from 5 exons. The record is from RefSeq and is a predicted model, not a curated record. Gene Ontology annotation, molecular function: protein heterodimerization activity; DNA binding; structural constituent of chromatin. Lineage: Eukaryota; Metazoa; Arthropoda; Insecta; Diptera; Drosophilidae. The coding region runs from base 16 to 1593 and encodes 525 amino acids. Gene Ontology annotation, cellular component: nucleosome.
AAUUGUGAAAUAAAAAUGGCUCGUACUAAGCAGACUGCUCGUAAAUCGACCGGAGGCAAGGCGCCUCGUAAGCAGCUGGCAACUAAGGCGGCUCGUAAGAGUGCGCCAGCCACCGGCGGUGUGAAGAAGCCUCAUCGUUAUCGCCCCGGAACUGUUGCCCUGCGUGAGAUCCGUCGUUACCAGAAGAGCACAGAGUUGCUGAUCCGCAAGCUGCCUUUCCAGCGCUUGGUGCGUGAAAUUGCUCAGGAUUUCAAGACCGAUCUGCGUUUCCAGAGCUCUGCUGUGAUGGCACUGCAGGAAGCUAGUGAAGCCUACUUGGUUGGCCUGUUCGAAGAUACUAACUUGUGCGCUAUCCAUGCCAAGCGUGUCACCAUCAUGCCGAAAGAUAUCCAGCUGGCCAGACGUAUUCGUGGCGAACGUGCUUUUGCAACAUCCGCAUCUCCCGUGGCUGCCCCACCAGCUACUCCCGCAUCUGAGAAGAAGGUGGCUGCUAAGAAAGCAGCAUCUGCAUCGAAGGUGAAGAAGCCGGCAGUUCCACCAUCACAUCCUCCAACUCAGCAAAUGGUGGACGCAUCAAUCCUGAACCUUAAAGGAACGUGGUGGCUCGUCGCUUAUGGCAAUCAAGAAGUACAUCAGUGCCACAUACAAGAGCCGAAGCCAAAAGCCAAGGCUGCCUCAGUGGAGAAGAAACCGAAGAAGGUCGCUGCAUCAGCAGCAGCAGCUAAGAAGAAGGCUGCCGGCACCAAGGCCAAGAAAGCAGCAGGGUCCGCUGAGAAGAAACCAAGCAAAGCUGUAGCAACCAAGAAGACCGCUGAGAAGAAGAAGACUGAGAAAGCCAAGGCUAAGGAGGCCAAGAAGAGUGGUGGCAAAGUUAAGGGAAAGGCAAAGUCUCGUUCCAACCGCGCUGGUCUUCAGUUCCCCGUUGGCCGUAUUCACCGUCUGCUUCGCAAGGGCAACUAUGCCGAGCGUGUUGGUGCUGGUGCUCCUGUGUACCUGGCUGCUGUGAUGGAAUACUUGGCUGCUGAAGUUUUGGAGUUGGCUGGUAACGCAGCCCGUGACAACAAGAAGACUAGGAUUAUCCCUCGUCAUCUGCAAUUGGCCAUCCGCAACGAUGAGGAGUUGAACAAACUGCUUUCGGGUGUCACCAUUGCCCAGGGCGGAAGUGAAAAUUGUGAAAUAAAAAUGGCUCGUACUAAGCAGACUGCUCGUAAAUCGACCGGAGGCAAGGCGCCUCGUAAGCAGCUGGCAACUAAGGCGGCUCGUAAGAGUGCUCCAGCCACCGGCGGUGUGAAGAAGCCUCAUCGUUAUCGCCCCGGAACUGUUGCCCUGCGUGAGAUCCGUCGUUACCAGAAGAGCACAGAGUUGCUGAUCCGCAAGCUGCCUUUCCAGCGCUUGGUGCGUGAAAUUGCUCAGGAUUUCAAGACCGAUCUGCGUUUCCAGAGCUCUGCUGUGAUGGCACUGCAGGAAGCUAGUGAAGCCUACUUGGUUGGCCUGUUCGAAGAUACUAACUUGUGCGCUAUCCAUGCCAAGCGUGUCACCAUCAUGCCGAAAGAUAUCCAGCUGGCCAGACGUAUUCGUGGCGAACGUGCUUAAAUUGUGACAACGUUGUGCGUUGUGCUUGACAAGCAUCAAAUUAUCAAACAAAUCGGUCCUUUUCAGGACCACAA